Messenger RNA from Alosa alosa (allis shad), 3435 nucleotides. RefSeq names its product EGF containing fibulin extracellular matrix protein 2a (gene efemp2a). The coding region runs from base 498 to 1823 and encodes 441 amino acids. The record is from RefSeq and is a predicted model, not a curated record. Gene Ontology annotation, molecular function: calcium ion binding. Lineage: Eukaryota; Metazoa; Chordata; Actinopteri; Clupeiformes; Clupeidae. The transcript is spliced from 11 exons.
GACUCCAGCUGUCGGUUUUUAUCCCACUCACUCUCUCAGGGCCGAAGAAGCAGGAGGAGGAAGAGAGGACGACCAGGGCCACUCCAACCAGCCGCAGAGAAAGUAGCCACUCACACACUUGCACUCUCUCUCUCUCUCUCUCUCACACACACAUACACACACACACUCUGCGACGCACAUAGGCAGACCCACUCAGAGGGCCGACCUGCCGCACCACCGGAAGAGAGCAGAGAGAGAGAAGUCUGUGAAGAGUAGGACAGACAGCCGGGAAAAAAAGAGAUCGCAGAGGAGCUGAGGAGUGCUGGCCUAUUCCGUUGUGCUGCUGCUGUGAGGGUGAACGGUUCCCCUUGUUCACACCGAAGGCUCCUGCUCCUUGUUCUGUGCCUGUGUUUGCGUGUGUUUGUGUGUGUGUGUGUGUGUGUGAGAUAGUGUUUGUCUCCCCGUUUGCCCUCCUGCUUGUUCGCCGUCGAGUCCGACAGCUCUGCCAGUGUGUGAGCAUGGCGUCGCCCGCCUGCGUGUCCCUGCUGUGUGUGUGUGCGUGUGUGUCUCUUCUUGUCCCCAGCGCGAUUUCACAGCCACCCUCAGAAAGUGACACCUACACGGAAUGCACAGAUGGCUACCAGUGGGACCCGCGGACACAACACUGCAAAGACAUCAAUGAGUGUGAGAGCAUCCCUGACGCCUGUAAAGGAGAGAUGAAGUGCUUUAACCAUUACGGGGGCUACCUGUGCCUGCCCCGCUCUGCCUCCGUCAUCCCUGCGCCGGACCCUCCUGCCCCGAGCCUCCCUGGGCCGGCCAACCCUGAGCCCUUCAACCAGUGCCCCAUGGGGUACGAGCCGCAGGGAGACAGCUGCGUAGACAUAGAUGAGUGUGCGAGGGACGAAGACGACUGCCAGCCCAGUCAGGAGUGCAUCAACACACAGGGCAGCUUCAACUGCCAGUGCCCAGAUGGGUACCGCAAAGUGGGCACGGAGUGCAUCGAUAUUGAUGAGUGUCGGUACCGGUACUGUCAGCACCGCUGUGUCAACGUCCCCGGCUCCUUCUCGUGCCAGUGUGAGCCGGGCUUCCAGCUGGCUGGCAACAACCGCUCCUGCAUCGAUGUGGAUGAGUGUGGCAUGGGCGCCCCCUGUCAGCACCGCUGCUAUAACACAUACGGGACCUUCCUCUGCCGCUGUGACCAGGGCUAUGAGCUGGCAGGAGACGGCUACGCCUGCAACGACAUUGAUGAAUGCAGCUACUCCAGUUUUCUGUGUCAGUACCAGUGUGUGAAUGAGCCAGGGAAGUUCUCCUGUGUUUGUCCAGAAGGCUAUCAGCUCCUGGGCACACGGCUCUGCCAAGAUGUGAAUGAGUGUGAAACGGGUGCACACCAGUGCACAGACGGGCAGAACUGCAUCAACAUUCAUGGAGGUUACAAGUGUGUCGAAACCAACCCCUGCAUUGAACCCUAUGUGCAGGUGUCAGACAACCGCUGCAUGUGUCCGGUAACUAAGCCGGCCUGCCGGGAGCUGCCCUACUUCAUCGUGCACCGCUACAUGAGCAUCACGUCCGAGCGCUCCGUCCCCUCCGACAUCUUCCAGAUCCACGCCACCAGCGUCUACCCCGGAGCCAACAACUCCUUCCGCAUCCGCUCCGGUGAUGAGAACGGAGACUUCUACAUCCGACAAAUCAAUAACAUCAGCGCCAUGCUGGUGCUGGCCCGAGCCGUGACUGGACCCAAGGAGUACGUGCUGGACCUGGAGAUGGUGUCAGUGAACCACGUCAUGAGCUACCAGAGCAGCUCUGCCCUCCGCCUGUCCAUCUAUGUGGGACCACAUGCUUUCUAAGUACACAGACAGAGAGAGAGAUACAGAGGGGGAGAGAGAAAGGAGAGAGAGAGAUAGAAUGAGAGAGAGAGAGAGGACAUAAGCACAAGAGAAAGAGAAAGGUGGAGGAGGAGGAAGGCAAGCUAAACUCGUUUACAUAUUUGUAGAAUCCUUUGCAGCUCUUCCUCUCACUUGACAUGGCCAAAAAGUCCCAUAUUAGCAAAAACGGUGGCGAACAAUCCAUUAUUCCAACUGCACCAUCAUCAAGCAGUGUUUUUGUGAAAUGGUAACACUGCUAAACACCUCCUCGGGUCCAUUGUGCCAGGUGAGGUUAGCUGAGGCCAAUGUGACCAACUGCACUAUGAUAACUGCUGUAUGAUGCUGUUUUAACCUGAACUCCAUCUGUCCCCUCUACCACCUACAAAGUGCCUUCAAAGAGCAGGUGGGCAAGUGUACGUUGUUUGGUGCCAGCGAUUCUACAACCUGCCCUUUUGUCUUCUUUUCAUUUUUAGAUUGUUUAUUGUUAUUUCUUUAUUUGACGGCUACAAAAACAUAUGGACGUACAGUUCUGUGCAAACGUUUUAGGCACCAUAGUUGUUUCACAAAACAUUUCUUUGUCUUUGACACUUGUAUGUUAUCUUUAUUAGCAUUAAUGUUUCAAUUGGAAAUAUCAUAUUUUAAAGUUUUCCAGGGAAACAUGUAUGUGUUGUUACAAAAUGUACAAACCACAUUGCAGUUUGAAAACCUAAGGGUCUUCAGCUCAGAAUACAGUGUGAACUGGGAUUACGUGAUGAUACAGAACACAUAAGAACACAUAAGACAGUCUAAAUCCACCAAAGAACUGUGAAGUUCUCAGAGAAGUACCUUAAAAGUAUCUGAAGAACUGUACCUAUUGGUGAAUUGAUGCUGUUUUGAAGACAAAGGCAGGUUGCACCAAACAAUGAUUCUUUUGUUUACUUUGUAUGACUUUAUAUGUAAAGUGAAAACUAUUCAUCUCAUUAUUUUGAAAACAUCCUCACAUUUUUUUCACAAAUGCCUAAAACUUUUGCAUGGUACUGUAGAAAGACAAUGUCAACUCUGAAUCAAAACUCCAAAGCCUGGCUCACAAUAUUUAUGACUAUUUGACCUGAGUUAGUAUUUGUUGCUAUUUUGAAGCAUUUCAAUUCAGUGCUAGCAGGGAAAUGCAAUUAAGCAGCCAGUCAAGGAAAAUGCUAAAUAUUUUAAUUUUGUAGAGAAAUUUCUGGAUUUGCAAGCAACAUGCUGUACUAGGGAUGCUCUAUAGGCUCCUCUCAGUGACAAACUUCACCUACUCAUUCAUAAAUCAAAACGUGAGGUACUUAGCCCGGGCGUCAUAAAGAAGCCUGGCCAUUUAAAGUUAUGCCAUCACUUCAGUGGACAUCAAUGUGUGUUAUUAGGGUGAGGCCUCGUUUUUGUACGUUACUUAUUAUUUCAGACACUGCCAUUAUCUCAGUAACCACUCAGACACACGUCACAAAUCAUUCACACAUUCCCUGUUUACCACAACAGAAUUCAUCACUACAACAUAUGUUACCUUUUUUUUAAGAAAAGUGUUUUUUUAAAUUACAUUUUGUACUUGUGUGUGCUGAAAAUAAAAAUACAAAAUAUAAAGAAA